AUGUGUAGUCUACUCUUAGUUACAGUGAAGAAAUCUACUCUUAGUUACACUGAAGAAAAUGACCUUACAUUGGAGGAAGAAGCUGAGAGGAAGAUAGGAUGGAUGCUGAAACUUUUCUUUGCUGGGACAGCAACCUAUGUUGGAUACCAGUUCUUCCCUUAUAUGGGUGAUACUUUAAUUCAGCAAUCAGUCUCGCUUCUACAUGUGAAGGAUCCCUUGUUUAAGAGAAUAGGAGCUUCUAGGCUUUCCCGUUUCGCCAUUGAUGAUGAGAGGAGGAUGAAAGUUGUGGAGUUGGGUGGGGCUCAAGAGCUUCUACAUAUGUUGGGCGCUGCUAAAGAUGACAAGACAAGGAAAGAAGCUCUAAAGGCUCUUGCUGCUCUCUCUAAAUCAGAUGAAGCUGCCAACUUCUUGGGAUCUAAAGGAGCACUCUCUAUCGUCAAAUCAACUCCUGAUUCAGCAGAAGAUUCAGAUAUUUCAACUUACAAGUCAAACAUACUCAAGAAGCUAGAUGAUAAAGACCUCGCCGUUACUUCCAACUAAGUUAGUCUUUUCAGAAAAAGGAUAGGUCAAGAAUCAUAAGUGUAGGUGUAUCUUUAUAAUCCUAAGCUUAUUCUUACCUCCUUUCCAGUAUAGAACUCUUGAAUUUUUGUUCCAAUUGAGUUAUUCUUAAUGCUGAAUACUGUUUGAUUCCAGUGUUCUUUGUUCAUUUGAAUAAUGGUCUAAGAAAACAAGCAAGACCAUGAAUAGAUUUUCCAGAAUGUGUAACUUUUUUGGUUAUCAAC
Messenger RNA from Eruca vesicaria subsp. sativa (arugula), 782 nucleotides. The record is from the annotation of a GenBank genome assembly. Lineage: Eukaryota; Viridiplantae; Streptophyta; Magnoliopsida; Brassicales; Brassicaceae.